AUGAUCCCCGCCAACAUCCUUGCCAUCUGCUAUCCUUCCCUCACCUUGCCCACUGGUUCGUCCAUUGAUGUCCAACCUUUUCUUGAUGGACUUGUCCCUGGCUCUGCUUGGCCACUGCUCGCCCUCAAGGAUUUCCGUUCCCUAUGCAAAUUCCACCCUAGUCCCACUCGUUCCAUUGUCCCCACUAUCUCUUCCCGCUCUCUUCAUCGCUGGUGGUCGAUCCCCCUCCCCCACAGCGCACGCAACGUGUGGUACUGCACUUGGCAUAAGAAGAUACCCUGCCGUUCUCACCUACACUUCCAAAUACCACUGGCUUUCCCUGACCCCACUUGCGCCAUGUGCUCUGGGGACUUGGAUUUGCAAACUCACUUUCUGUUCGACUGCCCUGCCAAGCUUGCGGUCUGGUCUUCCAUCUGGACCACUUUGUUCGCCUUUCCCAUCACUUCUGACUCAAUUCACUCUUGUUUCUACCUCCUCAACUUCCCGCCCUCCAAGGACACUACUCUCUCAUCCGCCUCCAUCUUCGGGUGCACACUACUGGCUAUAUGGCAACACCACUGGCUCUUUGUAUUUGAUCAAGUUCCUUUUAUCCCAUCUGCCACCUUGUCUACCACUCAUAUCCUCCUUAACCGACUCCGGAACGAGAUCGCUCUUGACCAUGGGUCAAUUUAG
This is a messenger RNA of Phycomyces blakesleeanus NRRL 1555(-), 672 nucleotides long. RefSeq lists its product as hypothetical. The transcript has a single exon. The record is from RefSeq and is a predicted model, not a curated record. Bases 1 to 672 code for a protein of 223 amino acids. Lineage: Eukaryota; Fungi; Mucoromycota; Mucoromycetes; Mucorales; Phycomycetaceae.